UGUUUCUUCAUAUACACUAUUUUAACAUGCAUUGUCGGAUUGAAGUUUAAAUUUCAUGUAUACACAUUGAAUUUUCGAAGUGGUUUGAAUAUGUGUAUAUCAAUUUAUACGGAAGUAAUGAAAGUAACAUUAGUUAAAUGGAUGUCAGGACCAAACAGACAUCUGAACAGCAGUCCGAUCAAAACGUUAAAUGCAAAUUUAUUCCAAGGUUUGACUGCUCUUCAAGACUUGAACUUGAAUAGAAAACUGACCACCAUGAUCGUUGCUAACUUGUUCCAAUGGUCGACGGCUCUUGUAAUCUUGAACUUGAACAGAAAACUGAUCACCGUUAUCGUUGCGAACUUAUUCAGAUGUUGGGCGGCUCUUGGAAUCUUGAUCUCCAAGGGCAAUCGAAUUACAACGCUAGAUGGGAAUUUAUUUCAAGGCUUGACUGCUCUUCAACACUUGUAAGAAACACCGAUUUGAUGGUAAAGAUGUCACUUAAACCAAUGGAAAUAAUACCUAAAGCUGAUUGCGGUGCAUUCUAAGGAACAAAUGUACAACAGUUCCAAGUAACAUGUACUAAACAUUAGUCCACGUUUUAACUUCCAUUGUAAAUAUUUAUGUAUAAUAUUGAGUGAAUAAAACUGAAUGUUUCAGAAAUAAAAUGUACUGUUUAGUUGA
Molecule: messenger RNA, 663 nt
Organism: Mytilus trossulus (common blue mussel)
Lineage: Eukaryota; Metazoa; Mollusca; Bivalvia; Mytilida; Mytilidae
Product: toll-like receptor 6
Exons: 6
Coding region: 91-450 (119 amino acids)
Source: RefSeq, a predicted model, not a curated record